This is a messenger RNA of Gongylonema pulchrum, 930 nucleotides long. The record is from the annotation of a GenBank genome assembly. Lineage: Eukaryota; Metazoa; Nematoda; Chromadorea; Rhabditida; Gongylonematidae.
AUGGAGACUGAGCUUGGUUUGAGUACCAGCGAAGCAUUUUCACGACUGUGCAGCACGCUUGAGUCCGAAAUUGCCAAAGAACGUGAACGUCUUUCUGUUGGGCGAUUUGCACUCAGGGAAUGUGCGCUGCUCCACAUCACUGCAUCAAUUUUGUUCCUAGCUAUAACAUUGGGUAAUAUUUAUCUCUCAUCGCGAGUGUACCACAUGCAACGAUUCGCGGCUGUUAACAAGGCAACAAAUAUAUUAAAUUCGUUGAAGUUGGCGAGUCAAGAGGAGUACGAUUACGAGCAUCUCUGUGCACCGAACUCCGAUGCAAUCUCGUUACAGUACACAUACAGAGAUCAGAAGCUUCGCGCCGGCCAACUUGCUCCUUCGCGAUGUAUCAGUGAACAGGGCGAAUUCAUUGAUUUGGGUGAUAUGCCGCAGUAUCCACAAAUGAUAUGUCCGGAAACUCAUGGUGUAAUACCAUUGAAGUCAACAAAAUGGAAAGUUGUGGAGUCGCCGCUAGUUGAGCAUAUACGUAUAGCGUUCGAUAGCAGUCAGAAGAGACGGUCAAAUCUGUUAAAUAGUGAAAUCACAACAACCCUUCACUUUUCUUUGGAACGAUGCCUUUUUCCAGUCUUAUUCGUUUUGCUCUUUGGGAUGUUCUGCUUCCGGAAUUUGGGAUUCGUGUUGGGCGAGCGCUGCAAGCUGCCGCAUUUUGUUCCCAACUCAAAUGCUGUCUCAAAUCGUAUAUUUGUUGAAAAGGUUGAAAAAAGGGAGCGUUAUAAAGGCUCGUUGCUUCCGUUUGGAAUCAGUAGCAUUGCGAGUAGCUGCGCACUGAAUUCUGCUUAUUCAUCGUUUUUGGACCACAUCAGCGCUGUUUCGAAAACUGUACCAAACACGCUUCGCGACUGGAUAUAUAGGAAGACAGAAGUUCUUCAAUCUUAA